Kluyveromyces lactis is the source of this 7140-nucleotide messenger RNA. RefSeq names its product Hob2p (gene HOB2). The transcript has a single exon. The coding region runs from base 1 to 7140 and encodes 2379 amino acids. NCBI's taxonomy places the organism in Eukaryota, Fungi, Ascomycota, Saccharomycetes, Saccharomycetales, Saccharomycetaceae. The record is from RefSeq and is a predicted model, not a curated record.
AUGGGAUAUGAUAUUAUAUCGCUGUUAUUCAAUGGCAUUAAAUCAAUUCUGGCAUUGAUGACGAUACUUUUCGUUACGCAACAGAUUAUAUUCAAUCUUGCGUUACUAUACUUCAAUGCUAGGAUUGUCAUUUCUAAGCUCCAGAUUGGAUUUUUAUUUGGACGAAGCAUUUAUUGGUUGCAUCUUAUUUACAAAGGCUACAGUUUUAAGGUACGGAAGGUGUUACUACUCUCACUUUUUUCUAAGAUUGAAUGUUGGGACGUAAAUGUGGUAUGUGAAUUUGAAGAGCAUAUACCGAAGGAGAUAUCGGAUAAUCAAGAUAUUAGUCUUCUGAUACCUAUCAGCUUAUCCAGAUGGAAAGUGCUAUGUAAGCUUAUGCCAAUUGAGCUUCGUUUGGUAAACGUUAAUUUCUCAUUACCGACUGUUAACUUUUUGACGGAUUUGGCAGUUUUAAAGCUGGAGUACAGCUUCGAAACGGAUCGGGUAAUGCUAGUUGCCUUCUUCCAUUCAAUAAAGCUGGGGAAAGUUGCAAGCCUCUCUCAACUCGAAUUGUCGUCACAUUUCCAUUGUGUUCAUGAUGAUGCCGGUCUAAAGUUGCACAGAUGGACCAGUGGUGUUAACAUAGGUGGAUUGAAACUGGAUACGACAGUACGUGAAAAGAUGUAUCGUCCAAUUGGAAAGACCCGCUCUAGCGAAAAGACAAUAAGAAGAUACAAGAAAUUCCUUGAAACGCUUGAACUUUUCACUGUUCAAUUAGAGAAUACUAAAGUGUUUCUCCCAAAUGAUCAAUCAUGUUUUGUAUCCAAUGCCUCACUGCAUAUGAAUCCGUCUCGAGAACUAGAUAGUUCUGUUGAAAACUAUAAUAUUCACAACCUUACAAUUUCGAUAAACUCUCUGGUAUACACUUUAAUUGCUGGAGAGGAUAUUAGGAUACCAGUCGUUAAUGUUCUACUUACAUGUGACGUCAUUGAAUUUGCUGAGCAAGACUUUAAUGUUCAGUCGUUCACUGGUUCCUGUACUGUCAACAUAAUUGACCCUCGUGUAACAUUAUCAUUAUGCAACCUCCGCGAUUUGUUUUUGAAAACACAAACAUCGGCGGAUACCAAGAAUACACCAAACCAACUUGAACUCCCACCAAUUAUUCUCAAGAUAAUUAUAUCCAACAGUAACCUUCUGCUGAAAGAGGAUACUAAGAACUACUAUCAUUUGAUUUCAGAUUCGAUAAGUUCGGAACUUAACCUUCAAUCGUUAGUGCCUUCUGCUUAUAAAAAUGAUACUACUGAUCUUUACAAUACUUUAUCAAGUACGGUAAAACUUGAAAGGUUUACAGUAAUCUAUAAUCUUCCCUCAAAGGGUGAGAGACGCAAGCAUCAACUCAUUUCUUUCGAGAAAUGGCAUUUCGUUUGUGAUAGAUACGGUUCGAACCCUGAUACGGUUGCUAGCACACUUCACAAUAUACAAGUCAAUCUUGAUGAGCUUGUAGUCAUUGAUGGUCUUCUUAAAGUUGUGAAAUCAUUCACUCCAGCUGAACCAAAGGAGACUCUCCAGCCUUCUCAAGGAACCAAUCAUCGCUUCUCAUCUUACCAACUUCAAAUUGAAGCUAAGGGAUUGUGUUUUACGCUAUCAGCAAAAGACUAUUUACCAUCAAACAUGCCAAAUAUAGAUCAUUCAAUUGUACCUCUGAGGGAUGGAACCUAUAAAAUCGGUUUAGAAGUUGAUCAAUCACAUAUGUUGUUAUCUGGAAACUCCUCACAUGCCACUUUUACAGAAUUGAGGCUGUAUAAAUCAUCAAGUGACUUCGAAAAAUCAUACUCGAACGACAUUAUAUUCCUCGAUAGGCUUGAAAUCAAUCCUUCGAGUACUGCUAUUGUGAUUGACAUACCUAAAAUGAAAUAUGAGUUUGACAUUAACCUCUUGUGGUUCUGGUUCUAUUUCAAGCAUUCAGUGAUUAAUCGGUUUAAAUCAUUCAAAACUGAGAAACGUGCUUCCCAUUCCUCUAACCGCCCAAUCGAAAUUAACAUCAACAACUUCUUUACGGUGCUCAAACUACCGCAGAAUAUGACGUUGUUAUUAUUCUUAACUAAUAUGAAAUAUACUUCUGGUGCUCAUUCAGGUUUUUCUGUUGAAGACCUUGAUCUUCUUGUCAAAUCAGUAUACACAAAGAAUCACGCUGUCUACGUUCCACUGCUCAAGAUGGCCUUAAUCAAAUUGUACAACUCGAAACAAGACGGCUAUCAGUUGUCUUCAGAAUCAAUGACUUUGAAGAUGGAAUACCAUUUCAGAUUUUAUACUAUUGUCGACACGAUAUCUACCACAGUAAAAGCAUUCAAACAGUUAAGAUCAGCGUUUAAUCACUUAGACUCCUUUAAUAUCCUUUACCCCAAAGCUGAUCCUCCAAUUAUAAUGAAGCACAUCAAUGUCAAGACCAAAACUCUAACUAUCACAGUCAAUGAAGAUUUGUUUGAGCAAGAAUUAGGGUUGAUUUAUAAAGUGGGCGUCUUGGAACAAAGGGAACGUCUAGAAAAAUUAACAUUAUUUCUAAGUUCAGACAAGCUUGCCGGAACUGAAGAAUAUCUCAAUCAACAGUAUACCAGACUUUAUGAGAAUUUUUCAACUUCUUGGAUAGCAAGAUAUCGAGUUGCUAAAAGGAAGUUUCAUGGUGCUGAAUCUUAUGCAGUCAAUAACACCAUUUUAGACUACGAAUUUUCCACGUUUUCUGUUGACAACGAUGUAAAUUCACUCAAAAUUUCCAUUGAAGAUGUAGAUCUGAAACUUCAACCGCCAUCGUUCCCUCUAGAAAGAUAUUCGGAGUUCCUUUACAAGCACGGUAAAGGCAUGCCAUUGGAUACAAAAUACAGUACAAAUGUUCCUGUGGGAAUUAAUUUGGAGACGAAGAACUUCUCUUUUCUACUACGAGACUAUUCGCUUCCUGCUUUGUUCUUUCCGAACACGAACGUCACGGGUGAUAUAAUAUUUGCAGAGGCACUUGGAUCCUCCAAGUCAUGGCGGCCAAUCUUUGUGCCGUUUUCGACGCUCAGUGCAGAUCAUAAAGAGCUGCCAGAUUCUAUCUUCGGAUCGGAUAUAAUAAGGACUUUGACACCAAUCAAAACAUUCAUGGAUAUUAGAUUUACUAUAGACUCUGAUACUCCAACACAGAUUACCUGGGGUAAAUCUCUUCAGCCAGGUUAUCAAAGCGUAAUGUUGUGGUUUGAUUUCCUAACGAAGCCUCCAAUGGAUCCAUCUCCCAAAGUAGGGUUCUGGGAUAAAAUCAGGCUUUUAUUUCAUGGUAAACUCGAGUUCCAAUGGCUUAGUAAUAGUUCAAUGCACUUAAAUUUUAAGGGAUCAAGUGAUCCUUAUUCGAUAGCAGAUGUAGGAGCAGGCAUGACAUUUGCUUGGAGUGGUGACACAAAAAUGACCAUUAAUGGUUCUGAAAGACCAGACGGUUUUCUAGAAAUCAAGUCCACUAAAUUUCAGAUGGGUGUUCGAGACUUCUCAUCAAGUAACAAUUUCGAUAAGGUAAUUAUGAAUCUUUUUGGAAAGGUAACUUGGAAAAUGGGAAUGUUAUUCGAAGCUGGUGAUAGCAAAAUGGUCGGAUAUGAACCCAGAUCACGACGUCUCAAACCGCAUUACGAGGUGGAGCUGGUUCAUCCUAAUCAUGUCACAGACAUAUCAAAUCACGAUUCGUACAAAGGUUAUAGAACUGAUUUUAUUCACUUGUCCUUCGGUGUCUAUUCUGAUGAUGUUGCUCACGCCAAGAAUUCAGUACAUUUAGCACCUGAAACUCUAUCUCACUUUUUGGCAUGGUGGAGAUUAUUCAGUACUUACACCUCAGGACCUAUCCGGCAAGGCCCAUUAUUUCCAGACCUAAUACAAAACGGGAAAAAAUUCGGUAAAUCUUUGUUCACUGUCAAGUAUCAACUAUCCCUAGCACCCUUGGAGAUAACUCAUGUACAUCGUCAUGCUGAUUCACAGUUGGAUUUGAAACAGAAUAACAAUAUAGCUUUUACCGGUUUAAAAGCAAGCCUUGCCUCGUUAAAGCUUGAUUUACACCAAAAACGAGUGAAACUUGUCAGUCAGAAUGAUAUUUUACAAAUAUCUCGACCAGUAUGGAAGUUUACUAUGAAUCUUGCAGAACUUGAUUUCAUUGAUGCUGAUAUCCGGGUUUUAUUUGCGGUCUUCGAUCAAGAAGCCGUAGAAGAACUAUUGGCCAAAACAUUGGGUUUAUCCCAUGAAGAUGGUGAUGAAAGAAAACCAAACAAACAAAGGUCUGACUAUACACACUCAUCCUGGUUUGAUAAGGAAGAUUACAUUGAUUUACAUCAAAUCCAGCUAUUAUCUCUGGUUCCUAUGAAGUUUUCUGCAAUUCCUUUUAUACACUCUCCUCGAAUCACCUACUUCCGUAACAUAGAAGAGCAAGGUUUAGAUUUAGAUUACCCAUUUGGUGAUGAGAACGUUCAUGAUUGUUAUCUUGGUCAGACGCAUCCUGAAGUUACUCAGCGAAAACUUGCCGAAGACAGAGAGUUUCAGUUGAAUGAGCAGAUAGCUCUGGUACAAUCCAACGUGGAUUCUCUGAAUGAGAAACUCAUGGAUGGCAAUCCUUUGACAAGCGAGCAACUAGAAACACUACAAGAACAGGAAAACUCACUUCACCAUUUGAAACGCAGUUUACACCUAAUCCAUCAAAUGUUGAAGGAUUUGGAAAUCUCAGAGAAUGCGAAUAUGCAGGAUCCGAACACAGAUAUUGAGAGCAGCCUGGCUGAAUCUGAAUUUGUACGGAGUUAUUUACCUAAAAAUGGGGUUGAAUUAUUUAGGAUGAACACCAUCGAUUCGUUCGUUAAGUUAAAACAAUUUGGUGAUAUUGAUAAUGAGUCUUCAUUUGAUAAUAGAUUCGUCUUCCACAAUGUAUUGAUUAAGAUCGACAAGAACAUCCGUGAUCACUUAAUUAAUUAUACGAACAGUAUUGCAACCAGAAGACAAUAUCAGUUUUUUAUUUCUCAUAAAGCAAUAAUCUUGCUCGAUGAACUUUUGAAAAGCAGGUUUCAGAAAACAUUCAUUACUGAACCUAAACUAAGUCAAGACUCGGAAAGUUCUUCUUUGUCUAAUAAGGAAUUGCUCGAAGUAUUUCAAGAUUUCAUAAGAGAGGUAACUGAAGGAUUCUCAGCGUUUGAUAAUUAUUCGAUAAGGUUAAUAUCUCCUCAAGUUCAGAUUACAUCAAACACUGAGCCCACAAAUGCAAUAUUAAUUGUUUCGCGAGAUAUUGAGCUAUCGAUAAUUGAUGUUCAUUCUACGAAAGGAAUAAAGGGUGAAUCACUAGGUGUGAAUACAUUGAUGGAAACCAGAUACUGCUUUAAUUUUUCUGAUUCACAAUUCUUUAUUCUUGAAAAAUCUGACACCAAUCAAUGGUACCAUAUGGUAUCUCAUUCUAACACGUACGGUAUUCUUGAUUCGGACUUAGCAUGGCCUCCUUGGCUUCCAUUGGAAGCAAGCUACUCUAGUGACUUCCUAACAAGUAAUUUGUUCUUGCAUCGAAAUGAUAUGUUCAUCACAUUCACUAAACCGAAUCCGCUCUUUUUCAAUAAUGAGAGUAAAUCGAUACAUGGUAAUGAAUCGCAUUUCCAUGUGGGAUUCCCUAAGCUAUAUCUCACAUCUACCUCUGAACAGUAUUCUUCGAUAUUUAACAUAGUUGAAGAUUUAUUGUCAUUCGGUGCAGAUAAAGAUAAGAAGAUUGAUAAAUUAACACAAGUGUUUCUCGCCGAUGAAAUUAAGUUCAAUUUGGGAAAACUUGACACCAAAGACGUCGAAAGUCUUCAACGGAAGAUACGUACACUAAAACAUCUUGAUUCUUACACGAGAUUCCACGACCCGCAAGCAUAUUCCAAGUCGUCCCAGGACAUAUUGGUAGAAUUUCAGACAACGAAGUUGCAGUUGAACUUGUUAAUGUCCGCUAUCAAGAGAAACUAUGAUAGAUUGCAUUUCCAGAGUAAGUCGAAGAAAAACAAUAGAUUCACUUGGAAAAUUGGUGCAGAUGAGUUGAUAUGGGAAUUGUUUGAUGAGAGUAAACAAAGCUUUGUAGUUUUUGGUCUAGGAGCCUCUCAUUUCUUAAGAUCAGAGACGUACUAUGGCUCUACAAGCAAUAAGAUCAGUAUUUCUACCCUUCAAUGCUAUAACUUGCAACAAAAACCUAUAUAUAAAGAGUUGUUAGGUCCGUUUGAGAGUCAUCCAAAGUUCGAUCAUACUAAGCCUUUCAUCGAGAUCAAGUGGAAUAUGGGUGUUCCAAUCGGUGGUAUUUCAAACUUACUUGAGCUGAAUCUUCUUUCACAACCCAUCAUUUUCAAAAUGGAUUUUAGAACGUCUGAAAAAUUGAUGUCUUACUUAUUCCCUAAGUAUAAAUCCACACCGAGCGACAACAGUUCUAUAAUUCGCCAAUCAAUCGAUAUCUCGGAUAGCGAAUCUCAAGUGUUGUCUCGGAAACCAUCUAUUCUCAGUAACUCGACAGGCAACUCGGUUAGAUCUCCAAUGACAAGAAGAAUGAUAUUGACCGACUGGGAUAUGCAAUCUUUUACAAAAGUCUUAGAUAAAAGUAAUUUGAAGGGUGAAGCAAAACAUUUAUAUGACCCUGAAUAUGAAAUGGAUGAAAUGGUGAAGAGAUCUAGUAAGUAUUUCAAUGUUGCUAAAAUCUCAGUUAAUGGUUUGAUAAUGUCCGUCAGCUAUAAAGGCUCCAGGAGUGUAAUAACAAAUGUUGAUAAUUUAAUCGUGAAAGUGCCUACUAUUCAAUACACCAACAAAUUAUGGUCAUCUGAGGAACUUAUAGCCUCAUUCAAGAAGGAUAUCGUGAAAGUUGUGUUACAACACACUGGUAAUAUUAUAGGUAACAAGUUUGUGCCACACAAAAAUGAAAACAAAUAUGAGCCAUUGAAACAAAUUUCUAACUUGAUAAGACCAGAAUUACAAAAGAUUCAAAAGAAAAGUUCAGCAUCGUUGCCAACACUAUCCAGAAGAACUUCUAAAGUACCUUCAAAAACACAAGAAUCAGAUAAGAUCCCUGACCAAGAAACAACGACAUCCGCUCGUGCCGCAAUAGAUACAGUUCCAGAAACGUACGAUGUCGAAGAAUUCUUUCCCGCAGAGACAAACACAUAA